GCAGUAUUGAUCAGAAUCUGGGCUUUUAAUCAUAUCGUCUCCUUAAUUAAAGAAUUCUGAACUUUUUAUCAUCAAUGUAUUCGUCUGCCAUAGAAGACCUUGAAAGCGAUUAGUGGAAAAGGAAAUGGAUUCUUCAUCGGUCAAGAUUCGUGCUGUAGCUUCGAUUAUCGUUGCUAUCAUUAUCGCCAUUGGUGUGAUCAUCUCAGCGGUCAUCCUUUCUCGUGGUGAUUAUGGGGGUAUGGCGAAUCAACGCAUAACAGUUGGAGGGAUAGAGAAAGCAAUGGAAAGCAGCAUGGAAAAGAACAUAGUGAUGACGGAAGGAAGCAGGGAGGUUAGCAAACAGAUGAUGCGAUACAACUACGACUCUAAUACGAUUCUUGUAGAAACGGCUAAUAUCAGUGGCUCCAGUCGGGCUAACGUCGCCAUUGACUAUGACAGGGAAAGGAGGAAGAGGGAAUGGUUUAUAUAUGUUUCUAGACACCACUACAUCCACACACCCAAUUAACCCACCUCUCCUGCCACAAUCAAGCCCUGACAAAAACGAG
Messenger RNA from Lytechinus pictus (painted urchin), 545 nucleotides. RefSeq lists its product as uncharacterized. The record is from RefSeq and is a predicted model, not a curated record. NCBI's taxonomy places the organism in Eukaryota, Metazoa, Echinodermata, Echinoidea, Temnopleuroida, Toxopneustidae. The coding region runs from base 125 to 505 and encodes 126 amino acids. The transcript has 3 exons.